Eurytemora carolleeae is the source of this 811-nucleotide messenger RNA. RefSeq lists its product as uncharacterized. The coding region runs from base 36 to 704 and encodes 222 amino acids. The record is from RefSeq and is a predicted model, not a curated record. Gene Ontology annotation, molecular function: sodium channel activity. Gene Ontology annotation, cellular component: membrane. Lineage: Eukaryota; Metazoa; Arthropoda; Copepoda; Calanoida; Temoridae. The transcript is spliced from 8 exons. Gene Ontology annotation, biological process: sodium ion transport.
UCCCUUUAAGUUGCUAAUCAAUUGCAGAAUAGAUAAUGAUUGCUGAUGAAUCUAAUAAACCUCCGCCAAGGAAGGAUAGAUUGAUUGAUGGAUUGAAGGAGGUUUACAAUAGUUUUGCAUCCAGUACAUCAGCUCAUGGGUUCCACUGGACCAUCAGUAGUGCAUCCAUUUACAGGAAGAUAGGGUGGACUAUUCUGGUCAUUUUCUUCUGUAUAUUUGCUGUGUAUACAUCAUACAAAAUGGGAGAGGAAUAUAUUUUUGGGUCUGGGUACACUACGGAUAUCGAUAUCGUUCAACAAAGUGUUUAUGCUCAGGGAGUAGUGAUGCCGGAUUUUAUCAUCUGUGACCCGAACCCUUGGGAUCUAGAGAAGGCCAAGAAUGUUGGAGUGUCAAUAGAUAUGGUUUCCUAUCUAUCCUACUUUAUCUACCCAGACUACAACCCGGACUUAUCUCCAGAAACUUUGCAGAAAGAUCUAGAACUAGAAUAUAGAAAGGAAGUUUCUAGAUUUGGAAGCUUUGAAAAUCUUCUAGGAAACGUUACUAGAUCCUGUGAGGAGUUUGUGAAAUGGUGCAGGAUAGGAUUAGGGAAGAAUAUGAAGGAGGAAUGCUGCAGUAGAAUACUGGAUACUGGUAGCUACGUCAUGGAAGGAAGAAGAGUAUACUGGGGUAUGUGCAAGGCAAAAUAUAAAGGAGGAAUGCUGUAGUAGAAUACUGGAUACUGGUAGCUACCUCAUGGAAGGAAGAAGAGUAUACUGGGGUAUGUGCAGGGCAAAAUAUAAAGGAGGAAUGCUGUAGUAGAAUACUGGAUACU